UUGACCGGGGUAGGGGUAGCCAGGUGGAAAGCAUGGCCAGCCGUAGAAAAAUGCUUAUUGAAAUUCUCAAUUAUAGUGGAUUUAUCGGUGGUGAGUUUCCUAUCCUCAGUGCAGUGCAUAAUAGAAGGGACAUUCCAUGAAAAGUGCCUUUUGAUGUUUUAUGUAGAAAUUGUGCACCAAUAUUGCAUUUUAACAGCAUGUUCUAUUAAAUGAAGUGCCCUUAAUAUAGACCACAUGGAGAAUUCAAUUAAUAUGAAGAAAGGCAUGCUAAAGUGCCAAAAUUGACCAUAAUAAUUUUAGCCCACUUAAUCCCAAAAUAUCUCCAUGUUUCCACCAUCAUUGUAAAAUCCUAGUUAUUUUGUUGCUUUGACGAAGUCAUUUCUGAAGAUUUAUUUCAUCUGAUUUAUUUCACAUAACAGGUCAACCCGGUUAUAUGAACUGAACUCUCAUUUUUAAUAUGGUAAAACUAUUCCCUUUUAAAUCUUUUUCAAAAGAAACACAUGAAUAUCUAAUAGUCAAAUCAUAGAGUGAAAGCAGGUUAGCUGGUUCUACUCUUUUCUUUUUUUUGCCGUUUUGUGGUGGGAAACUGAGCGGGUCGAACAUAACACGUCAACCCUGUUACCCAUAGACAGGCUAAACCAUUUUUUUACAAUUUCAUUUUUGUGAAGCUUGAAAUAAAUUGCUACUCCCUGUUUCACCCAACAAGCUUCCAUUCCCGUCACAAGGGUAUUUAUGGCUGAUUUAAAAAUACAUAUUAAACCCUGUUACAGUCCACUUUGUUACUUUAUUUAGCCCUUAAUAAGCACUUUAGUAAUUUAUUUAACUUCUUUAGAUGAGAAAACAUGUUUUAUGAAGUUGAACAUGUGCUCUUUAUGACAGAUUGUUAAAAUGAGGUGAAAUCAACAAAAUAAUUUGACUAAGUUACACUUCUCAAAUGGCAAUGAAUUUGUGGAAUGACCCAGAAGGUUUUGGCUUGAACACUCUGUACCUCUGACAAUGGCCCUGAGUAAAGUCAACUAGCCAUGUGAUUGGGCCACACUCACAUAAUAUUCUCACACACAUAUAAAACACAGCCCUCUCCCACUUGGACACCAUUCGGCUGGACCUGUGAGCCUAAACAUACAGCAAUGAGCACUCUGUGGCUUCUGUGUUCACUCGCUCUAAUGGCAGGUGGUGUCUCCACUAUGGAGGACUGUUCCUAUCAUCGUCUUCAGGAUCACUUGGGUCUGUCACAGAUAAAUGAAAGUACAACAGGUCUGCGGCCUGUGGUGCACUGGACCAAUUCUACACUAGUUAUGGUAGACAUGAUUCUGUUUGGUAUUAUGGAUUUGAAUGAGAAGUCCUCAACUUUCACCAGCUAUGUCUUAAUCUCAACAGCCUGGGUGAAUUACUUCAUAGCUUGGGAACCAAAGGAAUUUUGUGGAAUUUCAAAAAUGACUGUUCCGAGAGAACGGGUCUGGAUACCAGAUAUAGGUAUCCAAGAAGACAUCUCUGAUACAAGUAGUACCAUAUUGAGCCCAUAUGUCCAGGUGCAUCAUAAUUGGUUAGCUCAAGUGAUUGACCAGCGCCGGCUAACCACUUCCUGCAAGAUGGAUCUUUAUAGGUUCCCCCUUGACACCCAGAGCUGCAGCAUCACCUUUAAGUCCAUGAUACACAGAGCAUCAGAAAUCAAAUUGCGGGCAUUCGCCAGCGACACUGCAGUGAACCACAUAACUAGGGAGAGCAUGACUACACUGGAUGAAUGGGACUUCCUGGGCAUUGCUAUGACUGAGGAAGAACUAAAUUAUGGUGGUGAUGAAAAAUGGCAUCAGCUAAUAUACAAGAUCAACUUACGAAGGAGGCCACUAUUAUAUAUAAUCAACCUUGUGGUACCAAUUGCCUUUUUUCUUGUGUUGGAUUUGGCCUCCUUUUUCGUCAGUGAGGCCAAAGGGGAAAAGCUAGGCUUCAAAGUGACCAUACUCUUGUCCAUCUCUGUCCUAUUGUUGAUUCUCAAUGACAUCCUGCCCUCCACAGCAAAUAACCUUCCAGUGAUAGCUAUUUACUGCAUCGUAAUCUUUGCCCUUACGGGCCUCAGCCUCCUGGAGACCAUGCUAAUGAGCUUCCUGAUUGAUAUGGACAGCAGGGUUUAUCAGGACGUCCAGACCUCCGCUAAGACCUGUGAAGAGACUCAAGAAGAGACUGAAUGCCGAAGAGAGCCUGAGAGAGAUGCUGAGAGCAGCCUGGAGAAGGUGGACACCUUUAACAAGAAGGACCUCGAUGGAAACUGGCUGAACAACCCCUACCUGCUGCAGCUGAUCCUAAAGGAGGUGCAGAACGUACGGCAGGAAUGGUUCUCUGUUAAUGUGAGAUGUGGUAAGGAGAAGCCGGGGUACUGGGAGAAAGUGGCCAGACGCAUUGACCAGGCUUACUUUUGCCUUUAUCUCAUUACCACCAUUAGUUUUCUGAUAUUCAUAAGUUUCAUGUGGCUUCAUUAACUGUGCACAGUGCAUUUACAAUAUAUGAGGAUUUUUAGGCUCUUUGGGUUACUUAUAUGCAUAAUAUUGGUACUUAAUGGUAAAUAAUACUGGUAAAUUCCAAUAAAUUAUUCUUUAUAAAUAGCUGUUUCCCUGCAAGACCUGUAGACUAAAGCUUUUAAUAUAUUUUACAUUAUCUUCAUUACCUAACCUGACUUAGGUUCACUU
Oncorhynchus gorbuscha (pink salmon) is the source of this 2681-nucleotide messenger RNA. Its product is annotated as 5-hydroxytryptamine receptor 3A-like. The transcript is spliced from 9 exons. The coding region runs from base 1128 to 2474 and encodes 448 amino acids. The record is from RefSeq and is a predicted model, not a curated record. Gene Ontology annotation, molecular function: transmembrane signaling receptor activity; extracellular ligand-gated monoatomic ion channel activity; neurotransmitter receptor activity. NCBI's taxonomy places the organism in Eukaryota, Metazoa, Chordata, Actinopteri, Salmoniformes, Salmonidae. Gene Ontology annotation, biological process: regulation of membrane potential; signal transduction; chemical synaptic transmission. Gene Ontology annotation, cellular component: membrane; neuron projection; synapse.